AUGGCCAAUGCUGUGGAGUACCUUUUGAACAUAAUGCACAGCUCAGCUCCGGAGCGGGGGGAUACAGCACUGCCGCUUAAAGAUGAGCGCGAUGCAUCGGAAGAUGAAGAUGAAUGGGCUGAUGCAUCUGCGUCUAUGGAUAUGCAGCCGAGCGCAUCCGUUCCUGCUGUGUCCUCUGUGAGCGUCGUUUCCGAACGGGCCGAUGGAAAGGAUCGUCCCACGGUGCUUGGCGUAGUCGUUGUUGAUUUUAAUCAUAUCGUCGGUCCGCAAGUGGAAUAUACCUAUCCCCUUUCUCUUAAAGACAACCACGAUCUGUGCACAAAGCUACCGUUCCUGGCGCUGCCCGAUGGGAGCCACUUGCACACCGUAUUUGGCAUUUCGUGUAAUCGGCAGAUCACGUCCGAUUCGCUCAUCAGCAAGACCGCCAAUGUCACACGCAGUGUUGUGCAAAAAGCGAUUGUUAUUCUUGCUACGCAGCCCAUUUUUGGCUCGCUGCGUACAAAGCUCGGUAUGGUCACGCGCGCCUUUUUCGCCCAGCGUGAUUUCAGCAAUGUAGCGCUUCUGGAAGAAUUUCACGAGGCGCUUGAGUCCAGUAUUGGGCGGCGCAUUAUGCAAGUACCGGAGCUAUCUAAGCAUGUGUUGGAUGCAAGCAGCGCUUUAUACAUGGGCACUUCCUUGCGCCAGUUUGUGCAUCGCUGGCGGUUCAAGGUGUUGAUAUUGGUGAAACUGCUUUUGCUGCAGGGUCGAAUUCUAUUUUUCGGGUAUCCCGUCGAGCUACUCUGUACGCUGCAGUACAAUUUGGUUGCGCUCAUUCCCGCGCUCUUGCCGGCACUUCAGGAUGCGGGCUCCCCGGAGCUGGAUACGUGGUCCACCGGGCGGCGUAAGGCCGAGUCACUAAAAAUGUCGGACCGCGAAAGUUUGCUUUUAUUCAUGGGGCUUCCACUGCCCGUGUUUGGUCAAGAUGCGUUUUUCCAGCCAUGCUGUCCGCUGCAGCAGAUGGAACUUUUGAGCUGCACUUCGUGGCUUGUUGGCACGACAAACAGCAUCUUUAAGCAACAGCGGCCAAACAAGCCGUCGGUCAUUGUAGACCUGGAACAGACACAGCUCCAAUUCCUUGACCCACACCUGCAAAGUGCCGUCUGGAUGGACGAUCUAAUCAAUGUCGUCUCACGCACCUGGAAUGAGGACGAUGCAAGUCAACCGUCGCUGAUGCAGUACGAAGGCAGUGACGACUACAUUCGCGCUCGCUUUGAGGAGUAUAUUUUUGCAUUCCUCGCCACCGCAAAAGAGGUCGAGCUUUCUCCGCCUCGUCCUGCAGACACUCCAAUGGAUCCCAACUCACCGGAAAUGCAGUUUGGCGUCGAGGCAAUUGAUGGAUUUCGCGCGUCCCGCGUGUUCAAAGCGUGGCACGCAACUACGGAUGAAACACUGCCGGAUCUUAUUGGAUGCAAACACCCCUGCCAGGGCAAGGUCACGGCGCUUUCUGACGUUGCAUUGCGUGUCCAAGAGGGCAUUCAGGACUUGAGGAUCGAAGGGAACCUUGCACCGACACGCGAAGCGAUCGGUGCUGCAUUGCAGGCUGGCAGUGCAGGGAUAUCCAAAGUUGCGAGCACUUGGCGGUCGGACCUGGCGCGCAUUCGGCAGGGCUGGGAGUCUCCGCGCACACCUACGGCAGAAGAUGCAUCACAGGACGCAAGCGCUUUGUCUCCCGGAUGGGAUGCACGGAAACAGGAAGCUUUCAAUACCCUUCAGGCCACGGGCGCACAAGGAUACGCUGCGCUUGGUGCGUUUGGCAACUUUUUGUCGGUCAAGCAAAAAGCGCUUGCCGCGUCGAUGCGCGCGCGGGACACGCCAACGCCAGAAUAA
Molecule: messenger RNA, 1866 nt
Organism: Malassezia vespertilionis
Lineage: Eukaryota; Fungi; Basidiomycota; Malasseziomycetes; Malasseziales; Malasseziaceae
Exons: 5
Coding region: 1-1866 (621 amino acids)
Cellular component (GO): cytoplasm
Source: RefSeq, a predicted model, not a curated record